This is a messenger RNA of Trichoderma harzianum CBS 226.95, 1128 nucleotides long. RefSeq lists its product as hypothetical. The transcript has a single exon. Gene Ontology annotation, cellular component: nucleus; cytoplasm. Gene Ontology annotation, molecular function: protein binding. NCBI's taxonomy places the organism in Eukaryota, Fungi, Ascomycota, Sordariomycetes, Hypocreales, Hypocreaceae. The record is from RefSeq and is a predicted model, not a curated record. The annotation marks the transcript as partial.
AUAUCUGUCCGGGGCUAUCAUCGGCCUCGUCAUGAUGCUGACUUCAAAAGCGAAGAUCGUUUGAGGGAAAAUAUACGGGAUACCUGCGGACUUUUGGUAAUGAUCAUUCACUCAAGGGUUUAUCUCCUACACCAGACUGCGAAAGAGUUCUUAGUUCGGAACAAUGAGUUACUCUCAACUGAUUACAUUAACCCGAACCUUCAGUGGAAGCAUAUUCUAUUGCCUCAUAAAUCCCACAAAAUGCUGGCCGAGAUCUGCAUUUUUUGCCUUCUCCUCUCUGAUGACUUUUAUAGGUCUUUAUUGGAGGAUCUUGAGUCCCAGCCCACGAAUAAUAGGAUUCUUUUCGACUAUUCCGCCAACUAUUGGGCUAUGCAUCUCCGAGAAUCGCACACCAAGAUCAGCGAGUCCAUGGCGAAGUCUAUCAUGAGGAUAUGUGAUGUUAAUUCAACAAUUUGCAUGGAUUGGCUUUCAAUCUUUUGGGAGAAGAAAUCAAAUACAAACCUCCCCUCUAAACUUACAACGCUCAUGGUUGUGUCAUAUUUUGGACUCGAUGCAAUGGUAAAGAUGAUAUUAUCUAACAUGGGCAAUGAUAAAGAACUAAACGCUCAAGACGGGACGUACGAACGAUCAGCACUUUCCUGGGCUGCUGGAAACGGCUUUGACGAUGUUGUCAAGUUAUUGGCUCGAGGUCGUCGAAGCUGGCGCAGAAAAUUCACCUUACUCCUGUUAGGCAAUGUUUCUGAGAUCAAUUCUAUUGACGCCUCGGGUCGAACGCCGCUGUUUCAUGCUAUUUGGCAUGGGAAUGCAGCUGUGGUUGAGACACUUAUCAAGGCUGGGGCUCGACUUGAGGUAACGGAUAACAUUGGUGGCACGCCGUUGUUUUACGCCAUGUCCUACAGACGAGAAGCCAUCGUCAAAUUACUGCUCAAGCACGGAGCGACUCCCAGAUCAGGAGAUAAGAUGUCCACCAAAUUAUUUUUCUCUGCUGUGGAAAAGGGCGAUUUACAAGUUGUUCAACUAUUCAUUGACUCCGGUUUCGAUAUUGAAUCGAGAGAGGGUCAUAAUAUGACGCCACUAUUAUUAGCCAUAGAAAUGGGCUACAGGGAUAUUAUACAAGUUCUCUUGGAU